Messenger RNA from Brassica oleracea var. oleracea, 1445 nucleotides. Its product is annotated as probable WRKY transcription factor 10. The transcript is spliced from 6 exons. Gene Ontology annotation, biological process: regulation of DNA-templated transcription. The record is from RefSeq and is a predicted model, not a curated record. Bases 42 to 1445 code for a protein of 467 amino acids. Gene Ontology annotation, molecular function: DNA-binding transcription factor activity; sequence-specific DNA binding. NCBI's taxonomy places the organism in Eukaryota, Viridiplantae, Streptophyta, Magnoliopsida, Brassicales, Brassicaceae.
GAGGAUACUAGAUCACUGUACAAGGGGUUAAACAACCAUGCAUGGAUACAAUUCCGAAUCUGUGUGUGUUUCUUGACAUCUCAGGGUUUUCUCCCCCAAAAUUGAGUGAUUGGAGUGGAAACUCCAUAGAAAUUUGGAAUCCCCCCAAAAUGAGUGAUUGCGAUGGAAUAGUACGAGCGAUGCUGGAGCAAACCGACAAUGGUCUUAAUUCGAUCAGCCAGAUCUUCCCUAAAACCAACUUAUCCACUGAUCAUCAGUCCGAACAAAGAUCUAGUCUCGGCGAAAGAGUAUCUUCAAGAAUAGGAUUUAAUGUUCCACCGCUCGAGACAGAGAACAUCAUGAGUCCAUUUGCUGUUUCUAGAAGCCAGACUAAUGUCCCUUCUCCUCUCAUCGCAGUCUCUCCAGGAUUUAGCCCAUCUGCACUGUUGCAGUCUCCAAAAAAGUUCUCUAAUUCUUUUUCACAGCAUAUCAUUCAGUCUCCAGUCGCCAAUGACGGGCCUCCGGAGAUGGUGGAAAGUUCUGGUGGCGACUAUGCAACCACGAUGAUAUUCAACAACGAUGUUCCUCAUCAACCGAUGAACUUUGAUCAUAUGCCUCAUCAUGAAGGCUUUUAUGAUAUUCCAACCGAAGAGUCUGUUUAUGUCCCAUCUCAUGAAUCUCAUGCUGAUCUCAUUGGUGCUCCUUUAGUCACUUCUUUUGAAUCUGAUGAAGUUGCCAAUGAAACCGAUAUCAUGAACAUCAUCUCCCUCGACAGCGAGGACGAGGACGAAGAUUACAAGGAGGACGAAGAAUACAAGGAAGACGAAAAUGUAGAUGAAGAAGAUGACAGUGUUGAUGAGCUUCCACCUCGAAAGAGAAGGAAAUAUGAGGUAUCAGACAUGUUCGGAGCCAAAAGAUCAAGAAAGGACGAAAGGGUUAUACUUCGGAUGGAAUGCGAAGAAGACAAUCCUGACGAUGGUUAUCAGUGGAGAAAAUACGGUCGGAAAAUUGUCAAUGGGAAUUCAAAUCCGAGGAGUUACUACAAAUGCACAUACGGUGGGUGCAAUGUGAAGAAACAUGUGGAGAGAGGAGCAGAUGAUGUGAAGUUACUGGUAGUCACAUACGAUGGGAAACACAAUCACCCAAUACCAACUGGACGCAGUAGCAAUAGAUCCGGUCCAAGGAACCGUUCCGGCUUUUCAGUGUCUCAAACCCCUCGGUUAGGCAGGCUUCCUUCUUCCUCUUCGGCCUGUCAGUAUUGCUAUUCUUCUUUGGAGCCACACCCUGAUAUGGCACUGCUCUAUAUGACUGGACUCUCUAAGCUGCAGAGUUUUCCGGUUAACCAUAAUCAUGGUUUUAUGUACCGGCAUGAUGAACCGAUUAUUGAUCGUGUGAUACCCGACCGUACAGAGGUGUACAAUGGGAUGAAGGAUCGACUAUUGCCUAACUUUGGUUUCAACUUUUAG